GCAGCAUGUUACAAUCAUGCAUCUGAAUCCUCCAGUUCAGAUUCGGGGAGUGGCUUUCGCCGGUUUCUCCUUCAACAGAAAAGGCGGGGAAGUUUCCUGUGACACCUCUCCCCCCUCCUAUUUAACUCUCUCCUCUCCUGGGCAGACGGAAUAGGCACCACCUCACCAUCGGUGCCAGAACUUCCCGUGCGGUGCUGGGGCUCUGCUUCUGCAUCGAAGAGCCUUUCCGCCUCCUGGCUCUCACAAUACCUCGAACAAUAUCUCGGUCUAAGAACGGAAGCUGAAGAGUGGAAGGGCAUCGGUGGUGGGAGGCCUCAUUAGGGAAAGCGCGCCUCGGUUUAAGAACGGUUUCAGUUUAAGAACGGACUUCCAGAAUGGAUUAAGUUCAUAAACCGAGGUACCACUGUAUAUGGAACACUCUACGGAUUGGGUGUUGAGACAUUAUGCAUGCAAAUUUGAUUCUCUAUCAUUGAAAGAAAAUCCUUCCCAAAAUGCAUUAACCAAGAUCUGGUGAUUCAGAGUUCAGAAAUUGUGUGUGUGUGUGUAUUGGAGAUUGGGUGGCAGGCAAUCUGAAUGAGGAUAAUUUCAGAAGCAUCUCCGGGAAAAACAACAACAAAGGAUUAGCUUUCGAGAGGCCUGUGUGUACUGACUGCCUUCUGCCUGCAAAUAUUGUCUUUCUCAGUUGUUGUUUUAAGAAUUUAGGAUUCACCUCAUGUUUUAACUUUAAAAGCAGUCAAUAGAGACCGAAGCUCUCAACUCCAAGGAAAAAACAGAAGGAUGUUGCUGCUGCUCUCCUCCUCCUCCUGAAUUGUAAUGUGCGGCCCUGAAAUUCUUACUCUAAAAGAUCCCCCUUUCACCCACCUCUUCUAAGCCAGUUGUGUAUUUUUUUUUCUCUGAGUAAAACGUAAACUUGCUUCCUUCUCGGAAUGAGAAAAGUGUGAGAGUCCUCAACUAUUUAAGUGGCAACAUUGUUUUCUGCACAGCUAAAACAUUAGGGAAGGAAGUGGGGGGAGUCACUUAACCAUUGAACAAAGAAAAUUAAUCACCCCCCCCCAAAGAAUAGAUCAAUAGAAGACACUGGUUUGCAUAUGUUGAUUUAUAUACCUGGAUAUAAAUUUAGAAAUCAUUCUUAUAAUUUAAAUGGAAUGCAAUACCAUUGAAAAUACAGUGGGGAAGAUAGUGAAUAACUGGCCUGUGCAGAACAGGAAACUAUCUACAGCUGGUAACUGGGAGAAAUGAGAUAUACCAUCUCUUGCAAAUAUAUAAAGUGUUCUGCUCUCCAGGUGUUAUGAUGAAGUGGAGUACAAAUUCAUAGAAUUAAAGAAAUGUAGAGUUAAAGGGAACCAAAGGGCCAUGUAGUCCAUCUCCCAGCAAUAGAUGAAUCACAGCUAAAGAAUCCUUGACAGACGGCCAUCCAACCUCUGCUUAAAAAAUCUCUAAGGAACCUCAAAUGCAGGAGAGUCCACCACCUUCUGAGGGAGUCCAUUCCACUGUUGAAUGACUCUUACUCUCAGAAAGUUCUUCCUAAUGGAGGAAGUUCUAGCCAUAGUCAAAACUGUGAUGGCCCAUCUGUAUAUUCACACCAUUGCCUGGUACUAGAAAUGCAUGUGUGAAUUAGUGGGGACAAUUGAGGGAAGCAGUUUUAAUAUGCUUUCAGUCUCCAGUAAUACACCAGUUUUCAUCUUCGCCAACUGGCCCCCAUUGAUGACUCAGCUAAUGUUUUGCUUACCCUAAGUCUGGGAUGUGGAUCAUUUUUCAGCCAGGGGGCCACCUUUCCUCCGGGCAAACCUUCCUGGGGUCACAGGCCAGUGCUGGGCGGGACAACAGGCAAAAGUGGGUGGAGCAAUCAAUGUAAAUUUUACCUUUGUACAAUAGGCUAGUUUCUACCCUUCAUCCAGGCAAGUGAGAGGAAUUAUCAGUGUUCAAAGGCACUUUCCAGACAGGCAGAAACAAUCAAGGACAAACAAGAAUGCAAGCCAAUGACCAAUAAGCAGUGCUGGAUUUACGUAUAAGCUAAACAAGCUAUAGCUUAGGGCCCCACUCUCUUGGGGGGCCCAAAAAAAUUUAAAGGGGAAAAAAACCUGGAUGUACAUUUCCAAAAUAUAAGAUUAAAAACAAAUAAAAUAAAACCUACAUACAGCAACAGUGUUUUGUGUUGUGUAGGCUCCUAUUGUUGAUUUAAGGCAGAGUCUGUUGUGCCCAGCGGAAGGAUGAGGAAAAUGUGCUCCAUACUCUAUAUUGCUUUAUUUACAGUUCAAAGCUGUUAUAUUACAGAAAGACAUCUUGCGUCUGCAAGAGGAGAAAAAUGCAUCCUCUCUCCUCAACAGCUUGGAGAGAAUCACACAGUGAAAAAAACAGGAAACCAGUGUACGUCACAUCCAGUCUCCCUUUCCCGUGAGAAACUCCAACAGUACAGACUGUGGAAUGUAAAACAAUGUCUUGUGACUGCAGUUGCUGCUCAGUGAAGGAAAUAGAAACCAACAUCCUCCCCCUUUCUGUGAACAUCACUGGGCAGCGUGUUUGCACAAUAUCAGUACAAACCCAACUUCUGCACAUAGGUACAGUGUUGAUCCCUUGAUACAAUCUUGGACAAUACAUCAGCAGGAAUUUCAUUACCUGGCAUAUAGGACACCGUUACGAGUCCCUUCUGAAUACAUUCCCUAGCAUGUUGCAACUUUAAUUGCAAGUGCUUUGUGCUUUGCUUACAACCUUCAGACUUGAGCAAAGCCAAACAUGCUUUGUUGUCCUGGUAAACCUGGAUUGGACAUUUGACAGGAAUUUUCAUAUCUUUGCACAAUUGUACUAACCAUUCACAAUCCUUAAGUGAAUAAGACAGUGCAUUCAGUUCAGCUUCACAAGUACUUAAGCUAACUGUUGUUUGCUUCUUGCAUGACCAAUCAAACAGACUCUGAUUGUACAUGUAGCAAACUCCAGACGUACUUUUCCUGUCUGUAGCGUCACUUCCAAAACUUGCAUCUGCAAAUAUCUCAAGACCACCAGACUUCUGAUUGUUAAAUCUCAGUCUGUAAUGCAUAGUGCCUUUCAAAUACCGCGCUAUGCGUUUCAGAGCUUUCAAUCCUUGACACUAGGAUUGUUGACUUGUCUGCUUAGCAAAUUACAGCUAACAGCAAU
This is a messenger RNA of Podarcis lilfordi (Lilford's wall lizard), 3132 nucleotides long. The record is from the annotation of a GenBank genome assembly. NCBI's taxonomy places the organism in Eukaryota, Metazoa, Chordata, Lepidosauria, Squamata, Lacertidae.